Molecule: messenger RNA, 3286 nt
Organism: Momordica charantia (bitter melon)
Lineage: Eukaryota; Viridiplantae; Streptophyta; Magnoliopsida; Cucurbitales; Cucurbitaceae
Product: DENN (AEX-3) domain-containing protein
Source: RefSeq, a predicted model, not a curated record
UAAUCAGCCUCCAACAACCCUUCGGAAUCUUCCAUAUGGGACCUUUCGGACUGUUGAAAAAGAUUAAAAUUUUAUUACUUAAAAUAAUUUCCCUUGUUUUCUCCAGGAUGCUUCGUUUGCAAAUCAAAAUUAAAGAGCCGAAAGAUGGAAGGUACAGAUUGGACGCCGCUGCCAACGGAUGCAACUAGCGAGAAGAAACUGACCCUCCAUUAGAUCUCUGAGGAAAAAGUUCAAAAGCGUUUUUUUUGUUUUUUGUUUUUUGUUUUUUGUUUUUUGGUUCGUCUUAAUUCUUACAUGGGAAAGGGAAAAACUUUGAUUUCUUUUCUUUAUUUACUAAUUCAAUAAAUUUUAUCGAGCUAAUUAAUAUAAUGUUGUUAUACCCAUUUUCCGUUCCGUCGCCCUCCGCCAUCUUCUUUCUCUAUCUGUCUCGACCUUUUCCUCCUUCGCGGACCGCUUAGCGGAGCGUAGCUUCGUUAUGGCCGUCUGAACUAUUUCCCUCUUGGAUUAUUUGUUGGGGGUUCGAUAAAGGAGGAAAGGAGAGGAGAGAAGAUUUUAGGGAUGGAUAAGAAUGAAGAGACGGGGGGCGCUUCACUCUUCCUGCAUACGACAGAAGAUGUUGCAACGGCAAGAACUGCGGCAACCGAUCCGCGCUCCCCUCGUCCUUCUGUUAUAUAUUCUUCCAAAGACGACGAGGGCGGCAGUCCACUUCAAAGACUGCAGCGUCAAGUUAAUAAAGUGAUUAAAGGCCUCUCAAGUCCUCCUCAGGCCAAAAAUGCAGGAACCUACAAUCCUGAAGUUCUCACUACUCAAAAGCGUCAGUGGGCCAACUUCCAGUUGCAAUACUUGGAUCAUCGAUCUCUAAAGGAGCCAACUAGGAUUUUUGAGAGCAUGGUUGUUGUUGGCCUUCAUCCUAAUUGUGACAUCCAAGCGCUCCAGAGGCAAUACGUUGCAAGGAAGUCCGAAGGUUCUGGGAGACUGCGAACUGCACUUAAUAGUCAGAGUCAAUCACGGGUGGAACCUCAUCUUGAACCACAAGUCCUAUUUGUUUAUCCUUCAGAUAAACAGUUACCACUCAAAUACAAAGACCUUCUUUCAUUCUGCUUUCCAGGAGGUGUGGAGGUUCAUGCUGUUGAAAGAACUCCUUCCAUGAGUGAGUUGAACGAGAUUCUUCUUGGGCAGGAACACCUAAAGCAAAGUGACCUCUCAUUUGUAUUCCGCUUACAGGUUGCUGAUGAUUCGACAUUGUAUGGAUGCUGUGUUUUAGUUGAAGAAUUGGUGCAGAAACCAUCUGGAUUGCUUUCUAUUUCUGAAAAAUCACCUUCCUACUCGUCCUUGAGCCGUCACAUACUAACUACACGUAGAUGCUAUUGCAUUCUAUCUCGGUUGCCAUUUUUUGGAUUGCAUUUUGGUGUGUUGAAUAGCAUCUUCAUCGAAGAAAGGCUGGAAAGAUUAACAAAGGGUAUUGCUGUUUUGAAUUUGGAAUCCACAGAGAAUUUGGGCAAUGAAGAAGAUUUGGUAGAAGACGUAGUUUGCAUGACUGUGGAUCAGAAAGCAACCGAAGAUAUGCCCAAGGAAAAAGAGGAAUAUUCUCAAAGAAUGCUGGGUGAUGAAAAUCAUUUAGAGAAUCAAAUGCACGAUGGAAAUUUUCAAUUUUUGAAAAAGGGCGUAAGUGAUGAUAUAGUUGUCCCACUUGAUCCAGAAUCAGAGGUAGUUAUAGCCCAAACAGAAUCUGUUACUGUACAUAAGGAAAAUCACGAUAUUGAUGUUGAUGAUUUUUCAAGAAAUAAGCAAGCAAUUGAUAGGCGUUUGCCAAAUGCAGUUCUACCCCUCCUCCGUUAUUAUCAAUAUGAAAGCUCUGAAUCGUCCUCGAGUUUUCAGGGGUCUCCGAGUGAAGACAGAAAUUUCCGGAGUGAUGCUGAUGAUACAGAGACAGAGGAGGCAUCUUUCUCUGGCCAAGAUGAUUCCACUGACCUACUUGACAUUCUUGAAUGGGCCAAGGAAAAUAAGAAUGGAUCAUUACAAAUCAUAUGCGAGUAUUACCAGUUGCAAUAUCCUGCUAGGGGCUGUUCUGUUAAGUUUCAUCCUCUGGAGCACCUACAUCCUAUGGAGUAUUAUAGAUCAGGCGAAACAGUUUUACAUUUCGCUGGCUCGACUAUUGAUCCAAGAUCAUGCAGUACAAGUCUUGAAUUGGCUGAGGCACAAGGUGCUCUCAUGGUAGAGGAGGAAGCAAAUGCCUUAUCAAUAUGGACUGUUGCAAGCAUUUGUGGUUCUUUACGCCUUGAGCAUAUUCUAUUGAUUUUAGCUGGAGCACUGCUGGAGAAGCAGAUUGUGAUCGUUUGUUCCAAUUUGGGUAUCCUAUCUGCUUCAGUUUUAUCGAUUAUCCCUAUGAUUCGUCCCUACCAGUGGCAAAGCUUGCUGAUGCCGGUUUUACCGAAUGACAUGCUGGAUUUUUUGGAUGCACCCGUUCCUUAUGUAGUUGGUGUGAAGAAUAAAACUAGUGAAGUACAGUCAAAGUUAACAAAUGCCAUUCUGGUUGAUGUUAACAAGAACCAGGUCAAGGCCCCAACAGUACCUCAACUGCCUAAACAAAGGGAGUUAUUCUCAUCAUUAAGACCAUAUCAUGCAGAGCUAGUCGGAGAAAGUUAUUUGGGGAGAAAGAGGCCAGUUCAUGAAUGCACUGAUGUGCAGGUUGAAGCCUCCAAGGGUUUCCUAAAAGUGCUAAGAUUGUACUUGGACUCUCUCUGUUCUAACCUCCGUUCACAUACAAUUACAAACGUGCAAUCCAAUGAUGAUAAGGUAUCAUUACUCUUGAAGGAGAGCUUCAUUGAGUCAUUCCCAAGUCGUGAUCGGCCAUUUUUGAAGCUUUUUGUGGACACACAGUUGUUCUCUGUACAUACAGAUCUCGUUCUGUCUUUCUUCCAGAAGGAAUGAUCCGGCCGCAACAUGAACGCAAGUUCAAUGAUGUAUAAUAAUUUAUAUACUACUUGAAAUGGUGUUUUUCUUUUUUCAAUCUACAAGUUCCAAUUUUCUAGGCAUGAAAUGUCUCCUCGUACUCUUUGGUUUCUUUGUUUCCCAGACAUUUCAUCGACAUUGGGACUUUACAGUUCAAAUCAUUUCAAGAAAUGUAGAUGAAGUGGACUGUAUUUCAUAGACAAUAAAUUGAUAGGAAAAGAGCAAAUCUUGGUGAUAUUUAUUAUACAUAUAGCUACCAUUGUUUUGGUUGUCUUUAUUUUGAGGAUGACCAGGAACUGAAUGACAAAGCAGUAAAGACCCGUUUGGCUUCGAA